AUGUCGGGUGAGUAUACAGCCCUUCACCACCCGCUCUACAAAACACGUAUACAAACUGAUUUUGACAUCCCCUUCCUAACCGAAGACAACGACCCCGACUCCUCCAUGCUCUCCACCCCGUCCAAUGAAGACGAGCACGACUCAGAUCAAAAUCUUUACAACGAAGACGAAGAUCAAGACCUCUUCCCCUCCUCCGACCGACCCUCAACACCUAAGAACAAUCACCUCAAUGCAACCGCGCCAGGCGAACUGUCACCCCCACAAUCACAGUCUACUUCACAACGGGUAGCAACUGAGCCGGACGAGUCGGUAGAGAUGGGUGGAAUGGGUAAUGGCGACGGAGCGGGGGCUUUCGACAGUGUGAAUGUGAGCGUGAAUGGGACGGAUGGGGCUGGAGAGAUGAUGGGCGGGCAGCAGAAUGGCAACGACAAGCAGUAUGUGCCGGGUAGUGGAUGGAAGAAUAGGAAAGCACAGGAGGAUUACCAGCGGGCGGCGGAGACCUUGGUGGAUCGCGACUUUAGUUUGCGGGAGUUCGGGGACCUGUUUGAUGAUCGGGCGGUUGUGCAGCAGCAAGAACUACAGCAGGAGCAGCAGCCGGAGCAAAUACAGCAGCCAGAGCAAUUGCAGCAGCAGGCCGGUAAUGGCACAGGAGGAGAGGCAGCGAAACAGGAAUCAUAA
Molecule: messenger RNA, 678 nt
Organism: Endocarpon pusillum Z07020
Lineage: Eukaryota; Fungi; Ascomycota; Eurotiomycetes; Verrucariales; Verrucariaceae
Exons: 1
Coding region: 1-678 (225 amino acids)
Source: RefSeq, a predicted model, not a curated record